Messenger RNA from Lutra lutra (Eurasian river otter), 1910 nucleotides. RefSeq names its product PC-esterase domain containing 1B (gene PCED1B). The transcript is spliced from 3 exons. NCBI's taxonomy places the organism in Eukaryota, Metazoa, Chordata, Mammalia, Carnivora, Mustelidae. The coding region runs from base 334 to 1635 and encodes 433 amino acids. The record is from RefSeq and is a predicted model, not a curated record.
AGUGGACAGACUUACCGAGGGAAAGAAGGUUGAAGAAAAGAAGAAAGGAGACGAUUCGUGGGUCCCGAGAGAGACCAACAGUUGGGGAAUUGCCCGAGAAAGAGAAACUGACACAGGAUCCUGGGGGAGCAAGAAACCAGAAUGUGUUUAGUGCUUAAGGGAAGGGACCCGCCAAAGAAGAGGGGAGAAAAAGUAGAAUGCGUAAUAAUCCGCUCUCCAGGGGACAUUCUGGAGCAGAGUUCCUGAGAAGGUGGAAGGGCGAGGCGCCUGAGCUGAGGAACUACCUUUACACCUGAGGAGCGAUCUGAAGACCUGCUGCGUGCCCUGGGCGCCAUGGUCCACCUGCAGGCCUCUGAAGUGCAGCAGCUGCUCCACAACAAGUUCGUGGUCAUCCUGGGAGACUCCAUCCAAAGGGCGGUGUACAAGGACCUGGUGCUCCUGCUGCAGAAGGACUGCCUGCUCACUACCAACCAACUCAAGGCCAAGGGGGAGGAGACCUUUGAAAAGGACAAGCUGGUGGACGGAGGCCAGAUGGGCCCCAUGCACAAUGGCAUCCAGUACCGGGAGGUCCGCCAGUUCUGCGACGACCACCACCUGGUGCGCUUCUACUUCCUCACGCGCGUCUACUCCAGCUACCUGGAGGCCGUCCUGCAGGAGCUGCAGUCCAGCGAGCACGGCCUCCCGGAUGUGAUCAUCAUGAACUCGUGCCUCUGGGACCUGUCCAGGUACGGCCCGGACUCCUGGCAGAGCUACCUGAAGAACCUGGAGAGCCUGUUCGGGCUCCUGGGCCAGGUGCUGCCCGAGUCGUGCCUGCUGGUGUGGAACACGGCCAUGCCCGUGAGCGAGCAGAUCACGGCGGGCUUCCUGCCGCCCGAGCGCCAGCCCGGGGAUGACUCCCUGAGGGUCCAAGUCAUUGAAGCCAACUUCUACAGCUCUACCGAGGCGAAGAAGCACGGCUUUGACGUACUGGACUUGCACUUCCACUUCCGCCGCCACGCGGAGCAGCACCUGCAGCGUGACGGUGUGCACUGGAACGAGCGCGCGCACCGCCACCUCUCCCAGCUGCUGUUGGCGCACGUGGCCGACGCCUGGGGCGUGGAGCUGCCGCAGCGCAACAGUGUGCGCUCGUGUAUCCUGACCGGCCCGGCGAUGGGGGGACGCGGCCGGGGCGUUCAGAGGCGGAGGCAGGCUGGCAGGGUUCCACGGGCUUUCCCGCCCUCAAGAUACGGCCCCCUACUCCCGAGCCCCCUUCUGCCUCUGCCCCAGCCUCCCUGCCUGCCCUUGCCCCCGCAGCCUCAUCCCUUUCCUUUUCAUCCGGCGAUGCCGCGGUUCCUCUUUUGUCCCCAAGAUACGAAUUUUGCCUCAGACGAGCCUUUCCAGUCGGAUCAGAUUUCAAACUAUUUCCAUUCAGAUGUCCUCUCACCGACCCAGACAGGAUUUUCUUCUGAAGAUGACUUCAUGAUCGAUCCUCAGCCCCCGGUGCCCCUUGGCCCCGUACCCUAUCUGCAGCGAGCCCCUCUGGUUCAUAGGGGCUUCCCCCGCUAUGUGCCUCGUGGCCCCUAUGCGCCCUGGGGUCGGCGGCCGAGAUCUUCCAGGAGACGGGCCCAUUCCCGCCCACAGCCAAGGCCUCAGUAAACCCUCCUCAUGUUUGUGGACUGGACAGAUCAUCGGACUCUCCCGAAACAGACUGACCUUGUUAACUUAAGCCUUUGGUCCGUGCUCAGACUUCAGUUCAGUCAUUGAUGUCACCGGUAAUGGCAGGGAAGGGCCGUCUCCUCCAUUUUUGUUGACUUUGGCCUCUUCCUCUGUUCUCAGGGGGUGACCAAGCAUUAUUCCCACCUCCCCCACUCCCUAUUCUGUUUCUCUUUUUUGUAAACGGAAAAUGGAAAUAAAGAAGUUGUUUCAUGAAA